Exophiala viscosa is the source of this 920-nucleotide messenger RNA. RefSeq lists its product as uncharacterized. Gene Ontology annotation, biological process: triglyceride catabolic process; phosphatidic acid biosynthetic process. The record is from RefSeq and is a predicted model, not a curated record. Bases 16 to 633 code for a protein of 205 amino acids. Gene Ontology annotation, cellular component: endoplasmic reticulum; lipid droplet. Lineage: Eukaryota; Fungi; Ascomycota; Eurotiomycetes; Chaetothyriales; Herpotrichiellaceae. Gene Ontology annotation, molecular function: acylglycerone-phosphate reductase (NADP+) activity; triacylglycerol lipase activity. The transcript has a single exon.
GGCCGGUCCUUCUGUAUGCCACUCACCGAUCUAUCGAUUGCGGAGGCGAAGCAAGUGUUCGAUCUGAACUUCUGGGCCAUUCUCCGGAUGUCACAGAUAUUCUUUCCGCUUCUGCAACAAGCUGCCCGAAUGAACGGGUGUGCUCUUCUUGUAAAUCAGACCUCCGUCAGCAGCAUCGGAGGUGCUCCCUUUUUCAGUGCCUACAACACUUCGAAGGCCGCAGCAGCAAUGCUCGUCCACGACCUCCGCCUCGAGCUGGCACCGUUCGGCAUCGAAGUGAUCGAAUUGAAAACCGGUGCAGUGAAGACCAACAUUCACGAAAACGAUCCCGUCUGUCAGUUACCGCCAGGAUCUCCCUAUACACCCAUCCAUGAAGAGAUUGCAAAGUUUUCAAAGGGCGACGACAUGAUUAUGAACGCACAGGAUCCGAUGAUAUGGGCCGGAAACGUCGUCACUGAUCUGAAUAAACCCACGCCGCCUAACAUCAUCUGGCGAGGAACAUAUGCUUCUCGGGUCAGAUUGGCGUCUAUCUUGCCGGUGAGUGUGUUUGAUUCGACAUUCAGGAGAGUCUCGAAAUUGGAUGUCCUUGAACAAAAGCUGGAAGCAACCCACGCGAACGGGACACAGGCUUAAACUCGAAACAGCGUCACGGGGCGCCAAUAUCAAUGUAUCUUUCAGGGAUCAGAAGGCAAAGAUCCGAGAUCAUCGAGCUCAUUCUCACACAGUAAGAGAAUAGCAACAACAGUUUCUCGAAUUUGAUAGGGAGUGGCAGCGGGGAGACGAAAGUCAGGAUCAGGACGAGACCCCAAAAAUAAGAUGCCUCCAAGCACACCCUUCUGUAAGCUUAAUAGGCAUCCCCACGGCCUCCCUAGCCCUUCAACCAUAACCUCGACCAGGUCUACUACAUUCUUCCAUUGCUC